GGGCAGUGCGAGGGCGGCUCCGGGUCCUUCAGAACCAGACCUCGCCCUCCGGAGCGAACCCCCGCGCGAGAAGCGGAAGUUCUGAGAACGCGGUGAUUGUGCUCUCGCCCCCCCAUGCCCUUCUGAAAUUCUGCGAAGUAACUGCUUCGGCUCCGUCUGGUUUGCGGUAGCUGACGCCGCUUCGGGAGCACCGCUCUGAUUGUGUCUCCACGCGUGUAGGAGCUGCUGAGUCUGGUACUUGUAUAGAACGUCGUGGGUCGUGUCCUUGGUUAUAAACUGAUUCAAAAAUGGCUUUGUAGAAUUUGGAGUCCCUCCGGGGAAAGACGAGGUGAAUAGGCAGAGCGCGGGCGAAGUUCAAGGCAGCAGCACUAUUUUGUGUGAUCCUGUAGUGAUGGGAUGGAUCACCGUACGCUUGUCAGAACCCAUAGAAUGUGCAGAACCAGGAACACCGUGACGUAAACUAUGGACGUUGGAGACAAUGAUAUGUCGAUGUGUUCAUCAGCUGCAAUAAAUUCCCUGACUGGUGUGGAAUUUGGAUAGCAGAUGGGCCUAGGUCAUGAGCAAGGAUUUGGAGCCCCCUGUUUAAAAUGCAAAGAAAAAUGUGAAGGAUUUGAACUGCACUUCUGGAGAAAAAUAUGUCGCAACUGCAAGUGCGGCCAAGAAGAGCAUGACGUCCUCCUGAGCAGCGAAGAGGACCGGAAAGUGGGGAGGCUGUUCCAGGACACCAAGUACACCACCCUGCUCGCAAAGCUGAAGUCCGACGGGAUCCCCACGUACAAGCGCAACGUUAUGAUUCUCACCAACCCCGUCGCUGCCAAGAAGGACGUCUCCAUCAACACCGUCACCUACGAGUGGGCCCCUCCUGUGCAGAACCAGGCCCUGGCCAGGCAGUACAUGCAGAUGCUGCCCAGGGAGAAGCAGCCCGUGGCAGGCUCGGAGGGAGCGCAGUACCGCAAGAAGCAGCUGGCUAAGCAGCUCCCGGCGCACGACCAGGACCCGUCCAAGUGCCACGAGCUGUCGCCCAAAGAGGUGAAGGAGAUGGAGCAGUUCGUGAAGAAAUACAAGAGCGAGGCCCUGGGAGUCGGAGACGUCAAACUUCCCUGUGAGGUGGACACCCAAGGUCCCCACAAAGCGCACCUCCCUGGAGGGGACAGAAGCACCCCAGCAGCGGCGGGGGCCGUGGAGGACAAAUCUGCAGAGCACAGACAGUCCCAAUAUUCCUGCUACGGCUGCGCCCUGGGAAUGAAGGAGGGGGACCCGGCCAUCUACGCGGAGCGGGCCGGCUACAGCAAGCUGUGGCACCCGGCGUGUUUCGUCUGCAGCUGCUGCGGGGAGCUCCUGGUCGACAUGAUUUACUUCUGGAAGAACGGGAAGCUGUUCUGCGGCAGGCACUACUGUGACAGCGAGAAGCCCCGCUGUGCUGGCUGUGACGAGCUGAUAUUUAGCAAUGAGUACACUCAGGCGGAAAACCAGAACUGGCACCUGAAGCACUUCUGCUGCUUUGACUGUGACUGCGUCCUCGCCGGGGCCGUGUACGUGAUGGUCGAGGAGAGGCCGGUGUGCAAGCCCUGCUACGUGAAGAACCAUGCUGUGGUGUGCCAGGGGUGCCACAACGCCAUCGACCCGGAGGUGCAGCGCGUGACCUACAACGGCUUCAGCUGGCACGCGUCCACGGAGUGCUUCCUGUGCUCCUGCUGCAGCAGGUGCCUCAUCGGGCAGAAGUUCGUGCCCGUGGAGGGGAUGGUCUUCUGCUCGGUGGAGUGCAAGAAGAUGAUGUCCUAGGAGAGCACCGGGCGGUCUGGGCCGCCGCUGCAGAGUGUCCGCGUUUCUACUGUAAAAUGCCAUUGGAAGAAGAUGAAAAGAAAGAGUACUAUAGAGGCAAGCAGAAGAUUGUAUUUUCCUCAUCAGAUUUUUCUGUCUUAACUUCAAAAAUGUUCAUUAAACAUUUGAUUUUAAAAAUGGUGAUGACCCCUAGCUUUCCUCUGCUUCCUAAAUGUGAAGUCUUUGAAUUGGAAGCUUGAGUUUAAUUAAUCUUCAUAUCCCUAUACCACUGGUGCCAAAAACUAUGUAUAUAAAACAAAGUUAGUGUCUUGGAUGGAAAGAUGAACUUUUCUGAUUUUACAUUCCUCUUUCUCCUUCGUGUGUAAAACCAGACCUGGCCUAAGGCCGAGGCUUUACGGGUAUUGCUUGGCCGUGCUCCGGAGCUUCGUAGUGCACGUGAGCGCAGCUCGUGGGUGCGCAGUGAGCUAGCGCAGCGCAGCACCUGGAGCGGACUUAACGCCCGCGCGCUCACGGUCCGGACUUAGGCGCGGGGGCGUCGCCUCCUUGCGUUUCUCUGCGGCUCACUUAGCCUGCCUCUCGCUGGUCUCUGUAAGCCGCUGACGUCCGUCUGCGGCCUUGAGUAUUCUUUAUCACAGGUGGCAUAACACCAUCCACACUUUUUACUUCUGUAGGUUUUCGUCUAGGCAUAACCAGCCUCGUACUGUUUUUAAUCCAAAGAAUAUGUAUAGUUUUUAUACCCAGGUAACUAUAACUUGCACUUACUGCGCUUCUCUGCCAUGGUUUGAAUGACAUUUUUUGCGUGGUUCUUAAUCUUACCUAAUGGAUUCUGUCGUAGAAUAUUUCUAAACCCAUUCAUAGAUACAUAAAAUGUAUUUUCCAGUAUACUCCCAUCUGUGGAUAUUUCUGAUGUUUAUUUUUCCCUAUAUACUGCCAAACACAGCUAUGCACUAUGAAAGUUAAAUGGAACAAAUGAUACGUAUAUUAUUAUUCAAAAUAAAGUCUUUAAAAAUUA
This is a messenger RNA of Chinchilla lanigera (long-tailed chinchilla), 2794 nucleotides long. RefSeq names its product testin LIM domain protein (gene Tes). Bases 544 to 1782 code for a protein of 412 amino acids. Lineage: Eukaryota; Metazoa; Chordata; Mammalia; Rodentia; Chinchillidae. Gene Ontology annotation, molecular function: zinc ion binding. The transcript is spliced from 7 exons. The record is from RefSeq and is a predicted model, not a curated record.